AUGGUCAACACCACCAUGGCAUACACAAUAUCGUAUGACGGUCAAAACUCUGGGCUACAAGCUGGGAGUAUCUAUGGUGACGUUAACACAGAAUUCAACAUCUCCUCUGAGCGACCAGAAGCGUCACUGAAUCAAGCAUGCAUGCGUGAUCUGCGGACGACCGAUCCUCGUGAUGACAAAAAUCGUAUCGAACAGGUCAAAGGCGGGCUGCUCAAAGACUCAUACCGUUGGAUCAUUGACAACGAAAGCUUCAAACAAUGGCGGUACGGCCAAGACAGCCGUCUGCUCUGGAUCAGAGGGGAUCCUGGCAAAGGAAAAACAAUGCUAUUAUGCGGCAUCAUCGACGAAUUGACACAAUCUGAGGCUGCGAAUGUCUCAUUCUUCUUUUGUCAGGCUACCGAUGUGCGCAUAAACAGCGCUACUGCUGUUCUACGUGGGCUGAUCUAUUCGCUCGUUGACAAGCAGCCAGAUCUCCUCUCCCAUGUGCGACGCGGGUACGAUCAAGUCGGCAAACAAAUCUUUGAAGAUACGAAUGCGUGGGAGGCUCUGUCGAAAAUCCUCAUAGGUAUCUUAGGAGACCCGAGUCUGCCAAGCACUUAUCUGAUAAUUGAUGCGCUCGAUGAAUGCAGCACCGGGCUACCUCUGCUUCUUGAUUUUAUCAUUCGAAACUCUUGUAUCUUCUCCAGUGUUAAAUGGAUUGCCUCUAGUCGCAACUGGCCUAGCAUCGAAGAACACCUUGAGACUGUAAACCAGAAAACUACGAUCGGUCUAGAGCUGAACGAGGCAUCUAUCGCCGAGGCAGUCGAAAUAUACAUCCAGCACCGGGUUCGUCAAUUAACGGAGCUCAAGCAGUACAAUUUCGAGAUUUCCCAGGCAGUUUUGCAACACCUUUCGCAAAAUUCCCAACGAACCUUUUUAUGGGUGGCCUUGGUUUCACAGGAGCUUGCUAAAACGUCACGAUGGAAUACUCUCGCGAAGCUCAAUACGCUACCGCCCGGACUUACAGCUCUAUACAACCGGAUGUUGGAUCACAUUCUUAACAUUGAAGAAGCCCGACUAUGCCAAAAUAUCCUGGCUGUCAUACUCAAUGUGUAUCGGCCUAUCACGUUGGACGAACUGAUAGGUUUUAUUGACAUGCCACAUGGUGUCUCUGAUGACUAUAAAGCUCUGUUAGAAAUCAUAGCGCUAUGUGGCUCGUUUCUAACAAUUCGGAAGCACACGAUCUCCUUCAUCCAUCAAUCCGCAAAAGAAUUUCUGAUUGAGAUGGCUCCAGUCCACUUGUUCAAAUCAAGGAUCAACGAGAAACAUCUCCUCAUUUUUCAACUGUCUUUGAAAGUUAUGUUCACAAACCUUCGUUGGAAUAUAUACGGCGUCAAUUCCCCUGGGGCCCCUAUCAAUCAAUUACGGCGACCUGACCCUGACCCCUUAGCAGCAGCGCGAUAUCAAUGUCUCUUUUGGGUGGACCACGUCCAGGAGGGCGCUUCUGAGGCGAGUGAUGAUCUAGAGGACGGUGGAUUAGUAGAUGAAUUUCUGCAACAAAAAUAUCUGAACUGGAUCGAAGCGAUCAGCCUUCUUGGAGAUAUCUCAGAGGGGAUUGAAGAUGGGCACUUCAUCACAAUCACUUUCGAAGCGUGUCCAUGA
This is a messenger RNA of Penicillium pulvis, 1641 nucleotides long. RefSeq lists its product as uncharacterized. The record is from RefSeq and is a predicted model, not a curated record. The transcript has 3 exons. Lineage: Eukaryota; Fungi; Ascomycota; Eurotiomycetes; Eurotiales; Aspergillaceae. The coding region runs from base 1 to 1641 and encodes 546 amino acids.